This is a messenger RNA of Vitis riparia (riverbank grape), 2828 nucleotides long. Its product is annotated as nucleobase-ascorbate transporter 11. The transcript is spliced from 10 exons. The record is from RefSeq and is a predicted model, not a curated record. Gene Ontology annotation, molecular function: transmembrane transporter activity. The coding region runs from base 273 to 2561 and encodes 762 amino acids. Gene Ontology annotation, biological process: transmembrane transport. NCBI's taxonomy places the organism in Eukaryota, Viridiplantae, Streptophyta, Magnoliopsida, Vitales, Vitaceae. Gene Ontology annotation, cellular component: plasma membrane.
AGUGGUAAAGAUGCCUCUAGCUGCCACUCACACCAGCCACCAUUAACAGAUAGCAAAGCAAAAUGAUGCUAUUCAGUACCCAUUCACUCCUUUGGCAUUCUAAUCUUGUCUUUCUUUGCUUCUACUCUCUUUUCUUCUUUCAUCAUUUCAAAUUCAUUCUGUGAUUUUUUUUUCUUGUUCAAUUGUAAGGAGCAGAGGGGAUUUAAUCUUCUUUGUGGUCUUUUCUAGUUUGUUUUCUUGGAAAAUUGGUACCCAUUUGAGAGAAGGAUCUAAUGGAACGCGGGUCGAGAUCAGAAACCCUAGACCAGGCUGGGAAGCAGAAGGGUGGUCAGAAACUUGGUUCGAUGCUGCCCCAGAUUGAGCCAUUCAUACCAAAAAGGGAUCACAACCCGAAGGAGUUGAGAUCUUGGGCAAAGAGGACUGGCUUUGUCUCUACUUUCUCUGGUGAGACUACUACGAGUGUUAGUGAGAGGUAUGGGGCUGAGAAAGAUAAUAGUGGUGGGUUUGAUUUGGAGAGGGGUCGUGAUCAGAGAGGUGGGUCGUCGCCGAAGAUCGAGAUUGAUCCAAUUCUUGGGCGGACGAGGGCGAACCGGGGGUUUGAAAUUGAACCUGCUUCUGGGUCUGAAACCGGAGCUGUACAAAGGUUGCCGAGGGAUGAAAGUGAUGGGGCUUUGGGUUUAAGGAAUGGAACAGCUAGAGGUGAAAAUAAGAAGAGAAGAAUUGGGAUUGAACCUGUUUUAGGGCCUGCAGAUGAGGAGAGGAAAGUUAAUUUGAAUGGAAAUGGGAAUGGGAACGGAAUUGUAAAUGGGGAUGGGCAUCAAAUUCCUGUAGUCACUUCGGCUGCGGAGCCCAAGAAGGAAGACAGCAAAAGUGAAGAAGUAGGAAUUGAUGUUCCUCCAGAUUAUGAAGAGCCUCCUCCAGAAGGAUGGCGCGGAUCAUCGCAAAUGAAGUGUGGGUUGAGAGAAAACCCGGGUUUUGUACCACUUAUUUAUUACGGUUUGCAGCACUACUUGUCAUUGGCCGGUUCAAUUAUUUUCAUCCCCUUGGUCAUUGUACCAGCUAUGGGUGGAACUGAUAAGGACACUGCAACUGUGAUUUCUACAAUGCUAUUAGUGACUGGCAUUACAACAAUUCUACAAUCAUACUUUGGUACUCGGCUUCCAUUAGUUCAGGGGAGUUCGUUUGUAUAUUUGGCACCAGCAUUAGUUAUCAUUAAUUCUCAGGAAUAUCGAAACCUUACUGAACAUAAAUUUAGGCACAUAAUGAGAGAACUUCAAGGAGCUAUAAUUGUUGGUUCAAUUUUCCAAAGCAUUUUGGGAUUCAGUGGUCUCAUGUCUCUUAUUCUAAGGUUUAUAAACCCAGUUGUGGUUGCGCCAACCAUUGCUGGAGUAGGUUUAGCAUUUUUUACCUAUGGUUUUCCUCAAGCUGGUAGCUGUGUGGAGAUCAGCAUUCCCCAGAUACUGUUGGUUCUUAUUUUCACCCUGUACCUUCGAGGAAUAUCCAUCUCUGGACAUCGAAUAUUCCGGAUUUAUGCGGUUCCCCUGAGCAUUCUGAUUAUAUGGGCAUAUGCGUUCUUUUUGACUGCUGGUGGAGCAUAUAAUUAUAAGGGCUGCAGCCCUGACAUACCCAGCUCGAACAUCAUGGUUGAUGCAUGCCGAAAGCAUGCAUAUACUAUGAAACAUUGCAGGACUGAUGUUUCCAAUGCAUGGAGAACUGCUGCUUGGGUUAGAAUUCCUUAUCCUUUACAAUGGGGUGUCCCUAUCUUCCAUUUAAGGACCUCCAUUAUCAUGAUCAUUGUUUCGCUGGUUGCAUCAGUAGAUUCAGUUGGGACAUAUCACUCCACAUCACUGCUAGUUAAUUCAAAGCCUCCAACCCCAGGAAUUGUCAGCAGAGGAAUUGGUUUGGAAGGUUUCUGUAGUGUACUGGCUGGACUUUGGGGUUCUGGUACUGGCUCAACAACCUUGACUGAAAAUGUGCAUACUAUCAACAUAACAAAGAUGGCAAGCCGAAGGGCUGUGGAGCUUGGAGCAGCUUUCUUGAUCUUUCUUUCAUUCAUAGGAAAAGUGGGCGCCAUUCUUGCUUCUAUACCACAGGCCUUAGCCGCUUCUGUAUUGUGCUUCAUGUGGGCAUUGAUUGUGGCAUUGGGACUCUCAACUUUGCAAUAUAGUCAAGCUGCAAGUUUUAGAAACAUGACCAUAGUUGGUGUUUCUUUGUUCCUUGGUUUAUCAGUCCCAGCAUAUUUCCAACAGUAUCAGCUGUACACAAGCCUGAUACUUCCAAGCUAUUUUAUUCCUUAUGCAGCUGCUUCCAAUGGACCAGUCCACACCGGCAGUAAACAGCUUGAUUUUGCCUUUAAUGCCCUCUUGUCUAUGAACAUGGUGGUGACCCUACUGGUGGCACUUGUACUAGACAACACUGUCCCAGGCAGCCGACAAGAACGAGGAGUAUACAUAUGGUCAAGGGCUGAAGAGAUGGAAACUGAUCCAUCCUUUCUUGCAGAUUAUUCCUUGCCAAAAAAAAUUGCUCCAGCAUUUUGUAGGACAAAAUGUUUGGGUUCGUGAUAUUUUAGGAACAUGUGCAUGUGUUAGUGUGAAGUUGCUCUUUGAAAGGUCGGCCACGUAAGAUUGAGGACAGUGGAGCUCUAGGAAACUCUGAGUAUGAAUGGAGAGAAGGGAUACUUAUCCACGUACAAGUUUCUUAUAUUUCCAUACAAAAUAUUAAAUUUUUUUUAUUGUACUGAAUAACUAGUGCGAAUCUAUUUGUAAGUGAGAAACAAAACAGUGGUGAUCCCUGAUUAUAUGAAUAAUUAACAUGGUAUUUAAAAGAAA